CUCAAAAACUCCACCACACACAGUCAACACACACUGUCCUUCUCUCUCUCUCUCUCACUCGCUCUCUCUGUGUCUCGCUUCUUCAGGGACCAAGAUAGCAAAAUAGCGAUGGCGAAUUCUUCCAAGAGAAGCGUCCUCAUACUAUGUGGCGAUUACAUGGAAGAUUACGAGGUGAUGGUUCCGUUUCAAGCAUUGCAAGCAUACGGAGUGUCGGUUGAUGCAGUUUGCCCCGGUAAGAAAUCCGGAGACAUCUGCCGCACUGCUAUUCAUCAGGCCUCUCCUCAUCAGACAUAUUCUGAGUCAAGGGGUCACAACUUCACUCUUAAUGCAACAUUUGAUGAGAUUGAAGUGAGCAAAUAUGAUGGGUUGGUACUUCCCGGAGGACGGGCUCCGGAAUAUCUUGCCAUGAAUGAUUCUGUUUUAGACUUAGUGAAAAAGUUUUCCAACUUCGGAAAGCCAAUUGCAUCUAUUUGCCAUGGGCAACUGAUCUUGGCAGCUGCAGGGUCAGUUAAAGGUCGGAAGUGCACGGCAUAUCCUUCUGUGAAACCUGUACUCAUUGCUGCAGGAGCUCAUUGGGUGGAACCAGAGACCUUUUUGGCUUGCAAUGUUGAUGGUAAUAUCAUAACCGGGGUUACUUAUGAUGGGCAUCCUGAAUACAUCCAGCUUUUUGUGAAGGCACUAGGAGGCACCAUAACUGGUUCUGAUAAACGGAUUCUAUUUCUUUGCGGGGAUUACAUGGAAGACUAUGAGGUAAUGGUUCCUUUUCAGUCCCUUCAAGCGCUUGGAUGCCAUGUUGAUGCUGUUUGCCCCAAGAAGGCAGCGGGUGAUAAAUGCCCAACAGCAGUCCAUGAUUUUGAAGGUGACCAAACUUACAGUGAAAAACCAGGUCAUAACUUUACGCUAACAGCUAGUUUUGAAGGUUUAAAUGCUUCAAGCUAUGAUGCUCUUGUGAUCCCGGGAGGCAGAGCUCCAGAAUACCUAGCAUUGGAUGAGUCAGUUAUUAAAUUGGUGAAGGAAUUCAUGGAGGUUGGAAAGCCAGUAGCAUCAAUCUGCCAUGGACAGCAGAUUUUGUCUGCUGCUGGUGCUCUCAAGGGCAAGAAAUGUACUGCAUACCCUGCAGUGAAACUCAACGUGGUCUUAGGUGGGGCAACAUGGUUAGAACCUGAUCCAAUAAGUCGCUGCUUUACUGAUGGGAAUCUGGUAACUGGAGCAGCAUGGCCAGGUCACCCUGAGUUCAUUUCUCAGCUAAUGGCGUUGCUUGGUGUUCGGGUAUUGUUCUAACUGUUUAUCAUGUUUCCAGUUUGUGUAUGUACAUUGUCUGCAGAAAAAUACAGGAAGACAUGUUUAUAUGGCUUUCUGUGAGUACCAGUGACAAACAAAUGACAUUCUAUGUGGUGUUGUAAUGCAUGGUGCUUUUCAUUUUGGUUUCUGCUUUCAACUACAAAUGUUUUUGCGGGUUGUGUUUC
Molecule: messenger RNA, 1466 nt
Organism: Camellia sinensis
Lineage: Eukaryota; Viridiplantae; Streptophyta; Magnoliopsida; Ericales; Theaceae
Gene: DJ1D
Product: Class I glutamine amidotransferase-like superfamily protein
Source: RefSeq, a predicted model, not a curated record